This is a messenger RNA of Conger conger (European conger), 2025 nucleotides long. RefSeq names its product solute carrier family 7 member 5 (gene slc7a5). Lineage: Eukaryota; Metazoa; Chordata; Actinopteri; Anguilliformes; Congridae. The coding region runs from base 248 to 1801 and encodes 517 amino acids. Gene Ontology annotation, cellular component: membrane. The transcript is spliced from 10 exons. Gene Ontology annotation, molecular function: neutral L-amino acid transmembrane transporter activity; L-amino acid transmembrane transporter activity. The record is from RefSeq and is a predicted model, not a curated record. Gene Ontology annotation, biological process: amino acid transmembrane transport; neutral amino acid transport.
GACGCUACUUAUAGGAGGCAGAAGGCCAGUCGGAGCGAAACCAUGAGAUGAUUCAACUCCAAUUCAUUACAGACACGGUCGAGCAGGAAGACUGUGAAACACCACGCGUUCUCCUCACAAGUACACAGAGCAACGUGCUCUCACAUCCGAACUAGCAGAAAGCAAGUGGCUGCACGCACACUUUCACAGUCGCGUCUCAAAAUAGACAAUCCAUUCCUAACCUAUUUUUGUCUCGUCAAGCGGAACAAUGUCUAGUUUGAAGAAACGAAAUUCGAAUUCAUCAGCAGAACGAGAAGAGGAGGAGAGGCAGGUAACAGAGAAGAUGUUGUCCACGGCCGAUGGUGAGAACGGGGACACGAACCGAGAAAGCCCGAACAAAGCAGAUGGUUCCGCAGCCGGCGAGACUGUGGUCCUUCAGAGGAACAUAACGCUGUUGAACGGUGUGGCUAUUAUUGUUGGCACCAUCAUCGGUUCGGGCAUCUUUGUGACUCCGACUGGAGUGGUCAAGGAAGCCGGUUCCGUUGGACUGUCGCUCAUCAUAUGGACAGUGUGUGGGGUGUUCUCUACCGUCGGUGCCUUGUGCUACGCUGAGCUGGGCACAACCAUCUCUAAAUCGGGCGGAGAUUAUGCUUAUAUCCUCGAGGUUUACGGCUCUCUUCCAGCUUUCCUGAAACUGUGGAUCGAGCUGCUCAUCAUCCGACCGUCAUCGCAGUAUAUCGUGGCGUAUGUCUUCGCCACGUACCUGCUGAAACCCAUCUUCCCCGUCUGCCCAGUGCCCGAAACGGGGGUGAAGUUGGUGGCUUGCAUGUGCAUACUGUUGCUGACUGCUAUAAACUGCUACAGUGUCAAAGCCGCUACACGGGUGCAGGACGCCUUCGCCACCGCCAAGCUGCUCGCCCUGGCCCUCAUCAUCAUCAUCGGCUUCGUGCAGAUCGGCAAAGGUGAUGUUGAAGGCCUGUUGCCUGAGAAUUCCUUCAAAGGGUCCAAAUCUGAUUUUGGGAACAUCGGAUUGGCUCUGUACAGCGGCCUGUUUGCCUACGGUGGCUGGAAUUAUUUGAAUUUUGUCACUGAAGAAAUGAUCGAGCCAUUCAAGAACCUCCCGAGGGCCAUCAUCAUCUCCCUGCCCAUUGUAACCGUCGUCUAUGUGCUCACCAACCUGGCCUACUUCACCACCCUCACCACGGAGGAGAUGUUCAACUCCGAUGCCGUCGCUGUGGAUUUCGGGAAUUACCACUUGGGCCCGAUGGCCUGGAUCAUCCCCGUGUUUGUGGGUCUGUCCUGCUUUGGCUCUGUCAAUGGCUCUCUCUUCACUUCCUCCAGAUUGUUCUUUGUUGGGGCAAGAGAAGGUCACCUGCCCAGCCUACUGGCCAUGAUCCACCCUACCCUGCUGACGCCUAUGCCCUCUCUCAUCUUCACUUGCAUCAUGACGCUAUUGUACGCCUUCUCCCACGACAUCUUCUCCGUGAUCAACUUCUUCAGCUUCUUCAACUGGCUCUGCAUCGCCAUGGCAAUCGUCGGCAUGAUGUGGUUGCGCUACAAGAAGCCUGAACUGGAGCGGCCAAUCAAGGUGAACCUCGUGCUGCCGAUGUCGUUUGUGCUGGCCUGCCUGUUCCUCAUUGUGGUGUCCAUCUGGAAGACGCCAAAGGAGUGCGCCAUCGGCUUCGGCAUCAUCGCCACGGGGGUGCCUGUCUACUUCAUCGGCGUCAUUUGGCAGAAGAAACCUCAGUGGCUCCUGAAUUUUAUUCUCUUCUCGACGACCCUGUCCCAGAAGCUGUUGCAAGUGGUGCCGCAAAACUCCUGAGAGGGUGGGAGGAGCCCACCUGCGCACAAUGACUCACUGACCGGACCAUGACCCCCAAACCUGCAGCUCACACUGAAAAACCCCUCCAACCCCGCCCCUCUACCCUUACCCGCCCCUCUCUACCCUGACCCGCCCUGACCCACCCUGUCCUGGGAGAGAGGACCCUAGGACACUGCCUCCUCCUCCCUGUGGUAGCCGUUGUGGGGGGUUGAGUGCGGCAGAGG